Messenger RNA from Recurvomyces mirabilis, 915 nucleotides. RefSeq names its product NADH:ubiquinone oxidoreductase 24 (gene NUO24). Gene Ontology annotation, molecular function: oxidoreductase activity. The transcript has 3 exons. Bases 1 to 915 code for a protein of 304 amino acids. NCBI's taxonomy places the organism in Eukaryota, Fungi, Ascomycota, Dothideomycetes, Mycosphaerellales, Teratosphaeriaceae. The record is from RefSeq and is a predicted model, not a curated record.
AUGGCUUCAAAACUUGCGCCCUGGCUAUCGCGUCCUGGGUUCCGCGCAGCACGAGUCGUGCCACGGCAACAAAGGAGGACCUUCCAGCGAUCCGCCGCGAUACGGAGUGACACUCUCAAUGUGCACCGCGAUACACCCGACAAUAACCCCUCUAUACCCUUCAAGUUCAACACCCAGAAUGAGGCUCUCAUUGAGGAAGUGCUCAGCCGGUACCCCAGCCAAUACAAGAAGGCGGCGGUCAUGCCAUUGCUUGAUCUAGGACAGCGACAACAUGGUUUUACAAGCAUCAGCGUCAUGAACGAAGUCGCACGGUUACUGGAGAUGCCACCGAUGCGAGUCUACGAGGUUGCCACUUUCUACACCAUGUACAACAGGAAUCCUGUGGGCAGGUUUCAUGUGCAGUGCUGCACAACGGCAGGUCCAUGCCAACCGAAUACUCCUUGCCAGCUGAGAGGAAGUGACGGAGUCAUGAAAGCUAUUGAGGAAGAGAUAGGCAUUCACCACGGCGAGACAACAGAAGACAAGAUGUUCACCUUCACCGAAGUCGAGUGUCUUGGCGCCUGCGCAAAUGCGCCCAUGGUACAAAUCAACGACGAUUUCUACGAGGACCUGACACCCGAGACGACCAAAUCCUUACUUCGCGCGUUGAAGGAAGCCGCAGAGAAGACUGGUGCAGGUGGCUGGGCAGCAGGGCUACCAGGCUCUUCAGGCCAAGAUGAAGUCUCUAGUGAGGGUGCUGGAUCGGGUAGGCAGGUGAAGCAGGGAGGACGGGGGUACGCAGCACAGGGUGCGAGCAUUCCGGCUCCUGGUCCGCUAAGCCAGCGUGUGUCGUGCGAACCGAUGUCAGGACCGACAAGCUUGCGAGAAGAACCACCGACGGGCGAGUCGAUGCUGCGCAAGGACGGCCAACUUUAG